AUGCUGCUGCCCCAAGUCCUAAAAUGUCCGUGGAUUUUAUACACUUUUCUUCUGUCUUGUAAUGGUAGUCUUCAGUCGGGCUUUUCUAAACUUCAGCGUGGGCACAGACUGGACAGGAAAGUAAUCCAAUCCUUCGCAGAACUUAGUUUCCUGGACUGUGUGAAAGAAUGUCUUGUAACACCACGGUGUAAAUCUGUCAACUAUUUCAAGGGGGCUAACUUCUGUGAAAUCAAUUACGAAAAUAAGAUGGCAGCGGAAACUAUGUAUGUGGACAGCGCUGGGUGGGUAUACAGUGAAAAUGAGCACUGGCCUAAGGAUCUGGCUGGAGCUUGUGCAUACUCAAACUGUCAAAUGAACCAGACAUGUAAACACAAGACGUAUUCCAAGGACACAUCCUACGAAUGUGUUUUGUCAGAUUGUGGAAUACCCAAUCGAACAGGAAUUGAUCUCAAUACAACACACCGUGAGGACGCCAUUGGUAUAUACAGAAGGAUACACGCCUCAUGUUCUGCGGGAUACUUCCAGUUUGGUUCAGGACGACUGAUAUGUCAGUCAAACGGAGAAUGGAAAUACGACAUUAUGUGUGACGAAGGUUGGGUUCAGUAUGGGAAUCAUAUCUAUCGCCUUUUCAAUGAGACGAAGAAUUGGGAGAGUGCAAAGAACUACUGUGAAUCAAUAGAUGCAUAUCUGGUAGAGAUUGAAUCGCCAGAAGAAAACACUUGGAUCCAUAAUUCAAUGGUUUAUAAACACUUUUUCCCAAACAUGGAUAUCUCGACUUCUGCACUUGUGGGUGUUUGUCAACAAUUUUAUUGGUUGUGUUCAGUGUGGACAGGUGGAAAAAGGAGCACGGAGUCAGAAUUUAUCUGGAGUAAGAAUGGAAAUAUAAUCACCUUUGCACAAUGGUCACCUGGGGAUCCCAAUGACAUCGAAGGCAACGAGGACUGUAUCGACAUGUUUGCCUUUACUGGGGAGUGGAAUGAUAGAAAGUGUGAUCAUAACACAUUUUUCAUGUGUGAAAAGAACUUAAACAAUAGAAAAUAAGAUAAACAAGACACGUAAAAUGUGCCUAGGAUCCUGUCCUUACUCAUUAAGAGACUUUAAGAUCAUAUAAUUGCAUACUAUAUUAUCAACAGCAAAUUAUAAAUGUCGUUUAUGCUUGUUUAGCGUUGAAACAGCUUUCAAUGUUCUAAAGUUUAUUU
Magallana angulata is the source of this 1199-nucleotide messenger RNA. RefSeq names its product versican core protein-like. NCBI's taxonomy places the organism in Eukaryota, Metazoa, Mollusca, Bivalvia, Ostreida, Ostreidae. The record is from RefSeq and is a predicted model, not a curated record. The transcript has 6 exons. Bases 1 to 1041 code for a protein of 346 amino acids. Gene Ontology annotation, molecular function: signaling receptor activity.